This is a messenger RNA of Gambusia affinis (western mosquitofish), 5552 nucleotides long. It is a transcript of the gene cxcr2, whose product is annotated as chemokine (C-X-C motif) receptor 2. Gene Ontology annotation, cellular component: membrane. Gene Ontology annotation, molecular function: C-X-C chemokine receptor activity. Gene Ontology annotation, biological process: G protein-coupled receptor signaling pathway; immune response; neutrophil chemotaxis. The transcript is spliced from 6 exons. The coding region runs from base 739 to 1872 and encodes 377 amino acids. The record is from RefSeq and is a predicted model, not a curated record. NCBI's taxonomy places the organism in Eukaryota, Metazoa, Chordata, Actinopteri, Cyprinodontiformes, Poeciliidae.
CCAACGGCUGCGGUCUGAUUGCUGAGCUCAGGGAGGUUGGGUUCCCUCAGGUGUGCUUAAAACCCGUUUAUGUCCGUAAUGUCCAAUUGGUCUGGACAUUACGGGGAGGACAAAAAUCAACAGAAAAAAAACAGCUUAUUUUAGCCUCGAGCGAGAUUCAUCCAGCUGGGAAGGCAAGAUUUCACCACUAGCACAGCACCACCAUAACAGCAGAUGGAGCGAAGGGAAGAACGACGCGAUGGGGAGCAGAAACAAGACCAGAGUCUCAGCUUUGACCUGGAGGGCAAUUAUAAAAGUUUCCUAAGUUCGGCCGCCAUCCAGCAGAGGGCUUCGCUGCCUGGUCAUCCUUACAUGGAAUCGUUCAUAUAGGAUUAAAGAUGUCGGCUAUUUCAGCGAGCUGCAUGGCGGAGAGCCGUCAACUUCUCAGGAGAAGGUGAUGGUACGUCAGAAAAGCGGAGGAGACAAUGGGGGAAAAAUUGUAACAUGAUGAAAAAAAAAACAUAAUGCCAAUAAGCAAGAUUGAUUUUGAGGGUUAUCCUCAGUUAAUGCACUUUAUGAAGAUAAGUUUUAUCUUUCAGUCAAGAGCAAUCACAGACGUUGGAGCUCUCAGUGUGCUAAUAGCAGCGAUCUCACCUCUCGGUGUGCAGACAUUCAGCAGGACUUCAGUCUGAAGGAAAGACUGCACCUCUUUACAUCUGCAGCUUUACUUUUUUUACCUGUGCACAACAAGUCAGAGCGAUGAAGCUACACACUUUUUUAAUGUGUAUCAUGAAUUAUUUGCUGUUGACAAAUCAAGAGGAGCAGAAAUCGGAAGAGAAUUGGGAUUCAUGGAUUUCACUCGAUAACAACACUUAUGUUUACCCUACUGACUAUGAGGAUAGCUCCCCCUGCGAACGGCACGUGCCGGGAUUUAACUCCCUCACCCUUCUGGUCAUCUACAUCAUCGUGUUUGUGUUCAGCCUCCUGGGCAACAGCGUGGUGGUCUUCGUGGUCUGCUCUAUGAGCAGAGGCAGAGCCAGCACAGAUAUCUACUUGAUGCACCUUGCCCUGGCUGACCUCCUCUUCUGUUUCACUCUCCCCUUCUGGGCCGUCGAGUCUCACUUCGGUUGGAUCUUCGGCACCCUCCCCUGCAAGUUCAUAUCCAGCUUCCAGGAGGCGUCUGUGUACAGCGGCGUCUUCCUGCUGGCGUGCAUCAGUGUGGACCGCUACUUUGCCAUCGUCAGAGCGACGCGAGUGUUGUCCUCCCGCCACCUGCUGGUGAAAGUGAUCUGCGGCGUUGUGUGGCUGAUGUCCGGGUUGCUGUCUGUACCCUUAGCGGUUCAAAGGGAGGAAAUCUUUCCACUGGGACUGGAGCAUCCCAUUUGCUACGAGAACCUAACCGGGGAGAGUAGCGACCAGUGGCGGGUCGGCCUUCGAGUUCUGCGGCACACUCUGGGUUUCUUCCUCCCCCUGGUGGUGAUGGCGUUCUGCUACGGCUGGACGGUGGUGACGCUGUUCAGCACGCGCAGUCAACAGAAGCACAAGGCCAUGCGCGUCAUCCUGGCAGUGGUGCUGGCGUUCAUUUUUUGCUGGCUGCCUUACAACAUCACCGUUCUGAUAGACACGCUCUAUCGAGGCGGGUCGCUCGAAGAAACCUGCAACGUCCGCUACAGAGUGGAGGCCCUGCUGGAGGUGACCAAGGUUAUCGCCUUCCUGCACUGCAUGGUGAACCCGGUGCUGUACGCCUUCAUCGGGGAGAAGUUUCGGAACGAGCUGCUGACAGCUCUCUACAAACAGGGCAUCAUCAGCAAGAAGCUCUGGGUGUCUUACAGGAAGGGUUCUGCGGCCAGCGUGCCUAGCCUCAGGUCCAGAAACACCUCUGUAUCGGUGUAAGCUAGCGCUGUCUCAUGGGCUAUGUUCACACAGCACGUCCUGAUGCUCAGUUCCAAUAUUUUUGGGGUUUUUCAUGGUCAUUCAUAAUUAUAAACCCAACUUCAAUGAGAUUUCUGUGCAAACGGUUCAUGUCCCCAAAGCGACCUGCUUGUGCAGAAGAAACCUGGACGAUAAAUCAGUAACAAUAUAUAAAGCAGUAAAGAUGUGAGCGAUAUCGAUAGACAGUACGUCCAAUAUAAUACUCAACAAUUUCACUGAACUCCGAUGCAGAACCGCACAGCAUUCUGGGGGAUGUAGGCACAGAAAAGGCUUUAGCAACCAGCUAACCAAGGUCGGUGGCAUCAAGUAACUCAUUUACUCUUUGGUUACCUAGCAACAACCUAUUGGGUUUCAGGUUUUAUUAUUACUGUUUAAAAAUAAAAAUCAGCAUAGAGUGAAGGGAAAACAUGAGUACAACAGUUUGAGAGGAAAUGUCACAAAACCAGUUUGGCAGAAAUUCAGACAUUUGAAACAAUAAACUAACAGUAACUAUCAAUAUUGACUGAUGGUCAAUAACCCUUGAAUCGUGUUACGUUUUUCAGCCAUAUUGUCCCGCCUUACUUUGACGUCACACAGCAGCACAGUGUUUGACAGUCAUUUAUGCAUCGAUGUUAUAGUUUAUUCAGCAACAAGAGCCAACGGUAUCAUCACAAAACGAAGAAGGCUGAUGAAAGGACAGCGUCGCCAAUGGCAACGGCUUUUUGUGAUUAUGACUUCUGUAAAAAAGUCAGUCCGGAUGCGGAGCUGCAGCAAAGAGUGGAGGGAUUGUGAUGUGAUGCGCUUCACUGACACAAACCUCUUUCAUCAUUUCAUGAUCAUUUUCAGCCGUUGUUUACGUCCAGAAAUCUGAUUUUUUUGGGGGGGGGGUGAAAACAUCGGGUUUGGGCCGUUUCAGACUGAAAGAAGUUGGAUAUGGGUCCCAUACGGGUAAUAAAGAAAUGGGUUUGGGUCACAUUUGUCUGCUGUGUGAACAUAGCCACAUGUCAUAUCGUUACUGUUGCACUGAUGCAAAUAUGUAGAAGUGAGAUAUUUAGCAGUAUCUAUAAAAUCCAGAAAAGUGUAAGCAUUUAGCAGAAGUCUUAAAAUCUGUCUCUGGCUUCGUGUUUCUAACUGCAGUGGACCUCCUGCCUAUUCGCGGUUCAGUAUUUGCAAAUGUGUAAGAUCAAGGAUCAGCAACCUUUUCCAUUCACAGAGCUACUUUUUCCCCCGCUGCUACAAAAUAAAACUUGCCUAGUGUCACAAAAAAAAAAAAAAGUUUUGCGGCGCUAAACUAUUUUUUAAAAAUGUACUUCAUACAUUCCAUAAAAUGUUUAAUUAUGAAAGUUAACAAAAUUAUGCUAAAAUGUAUUCAAAUUUUCAGAAUUUUGAACAAAUAUGACAAUUUAGCAGAAUGGGGUGAGUCUUUUCUAUAAAUAUGGAAAACGGAGAAAUAUGUGUAGCAUAGUUUGAAGCUGGGUAUCUUUUAAAAGCCUGUUGUAGAUAUUAAAAGUAGAUUUUACGACCUUUGACCUAGGCACCAUGCUGCGUGACAUCCUAUUGGCUGGUGUUUGCAAAGCAGCCAAUCCAGGAAUGAUCGGUUGUACCCCAAAUAAUGGAGAUGAGUCGGACUGUAGAUAUUAGCGAACUUCAGCAGUAGUGCCAAGAUGGUUUCCAUAUUUUUCCAUAUUCUUGUUCCAUAUUUUUGGUGUUUAAAGUUUUAAAUAGGAAAUUAUAAGCAUUUUUAGAGGAAGCUUCAGCUUUUGAGGGGCAGCUUUAGUCCUGGGGGUUUACCUGUUAUUUUUUAAAUACUUAUUAGUCUCAAGAUAAAACACACACAUUUCACAAAGCAAAGAAACUUCAACUACUUUCAAAACAAAUAACAAAAAACCCCAAAAUAUUACAUCCUGUCCUCAGCAGACUUUUUUUGUCACAAGACGUUUCCUCAGGUGUAACGUUGAUAAGAUCUCUGAAGAACUAUGAAGUCAAGCGGAAAAACAAUUAUUCAGAGAGAGAUACUUUAAGAUGUUUAGUCUUUUCAAAUCCUGAAACAAAAACUUUUUCAAGAUGGAGUUCAUCUUGGAAAGCGGUGGUUCCUGAUUUGGAUUAAACCCAUUACUAAUUUUUGUCGACGUUUCAUCAAUUAUGUCAUUUCUUCAAAAAGAAAUGACAGUGACAGUGUGCUACCAUCAAUAAAUAUGUCAUCUCAAGACUUAUAAUGUGGUCCGAACUAUUAGAAACUGAUGGUGAUUCUCCUGGAGAAAAUAGUUUGAGACAAACACUUUAUCUGAUCAUCAGGAACCGUCUCCAUGGCAACAGGAGUUUGUGUUUGGUGCUUUGAAACAUGCAGGAGUGUGAAACCACACAAUUCGCAGUUCAGUAUUUGCAAAUGUGUAAGGUUUGCAAAUACCUUACACACUUGUGUAAGCUAACCCCAACCCUUACCCUAACCCCAACCCUAACCCUUACCCUAACCCUUUUUGGGGUCUGUGCAAUGAUUCAUAAGCAGCAAUCUGCAAAACAUCAUAAAGCCAUUUUCAGAAACUCUCAGGUAUUAAAACGUCCCCGUUCCCAGAAAUCACAGUAAAAUUCACCCCAAGAUUAGAAGGUCAAAGGUUGAGGGCAAGAAAAAACAUAGUUGUGCCUUAAUGAAACAAAAUACAACAGACGCAACAACCUUUUGACCGAUGAAGCCAAAGUAGAAAUGGUUGUCCAUGUUUGAAGACAUCCAAACACAGAUUCCGGUAAAGCUUGGUGGUGGUGGAAUAGUGAUCUGGGCUUGUUUUGCAGCCAAAUGUUGAAGAAUCAGACGUGAGGUCAUGAUGCUGGCAGCUGAAUCUUGACCAACAUUGGGUUAUAAAAGUAUCUUCUCUUGCAGAGCCCAUUAUUGACCCAAUGUUGGGCAAAACGUAGCUGGAUGCUUGCAGACCUCAAUAAGCUGAAGCAGUAAAUAUGAUGCAGUUUUGUUUCUUUUGACGUAGAGUGUUAGAAAACCCAGUCAUUCUUAGAGGUUCUGAAAUGUCUCCGUUCAUUUCUCCUGAAAACCCCCUCAAAGUUCCCGUUGGCGUCUAACGUCAAUAAAGCAUCUGGCUUCUGCAGCUGUUCUCGAUGUUUGACUUUUGAGUCAACCUCAUCACACUCUGACUUCUGAGAAAGCAUCAAAUGUCAAUGAAUUUGAAAGGAAAAAUCAACUCAUUGACAAAUGUGCAAAACUACGGAGUUAGUUAUCAAGACUUUACAGUUGAAUGUUUCUGAAUGUAAAUGACACAUUUGUAUUUUUAGUUGUUUUGCUGUUGCAAUGUUUCCUAUUGAAAAAAAAAAAUCUUACAAUUAGAUGAAAAAUCUUGAGAGCAGGAAGAGGUAGUGAAACUCGUUUCUGUUUUCACAACCGAGGAACAGCGUGUGCCCUUUGAUGAAUGACUUUCAUUUAUACAACAUUUCUGUGGAAACUGCUGCGUCUUCUUAUCAGUAUUCUCAUCUCAAGUUAAUUUUUUGGUUUCGUAGUAAUGUUUCUGCAUUUGUACAGGAGAAUUGUUCUGGUUUUCAUUGUUGUAAAUUACAAAAUAGAUGCAGAUGUCUGUUUUUUCUGAAUUAAAUGAAUGUUUUUUUAUAAAUGGAAAGCAGCUUUCAGGAUCUAAUCUGUACAGAUCCAGAUUUAAUGCACA